Molecule: messenger RNA, 992 nt
Organism: Musa acuminata AAA Group (dessert banana)
Lineage: Eukaryota; Viridiplantae; Streptophyta; Magnoliopsida; Zingiberales; Musaceae
Product: ACT domain-containing protein ACR4-like
Exons: 3
Coding region: 64-795 (243 amino acids)
Source: RefSeq, a predicted model, not a curated record
UCCAAAAUCAAGGCGCUUCUGUUCAAUGUUCUCAAAGGGGACAGCGAUUCGAGCACUGCAAAGAUGACGGUCUCAGUUGGGCUCACCCACGCAGAGCGAAGGCUACAUCAGCUGAUGUUAGAUGACCGGGAUUUCGAGCAUUCUGUGGUGGCAGAAAAGCUCAAGAAGAAGUCAAGCACUCAAGUUACUGUAUUGAAUUGCUCCGAUAGAGAUUACACAGUGGUCACCGUGCGGUCUAAGGAUCGACCGAAGCUUCUCUUCGAUACUCUUUGUGCUCUCACUGACAUGCAGUAUUCAGUGUAUCACGGCACAGUUGAUGCAGGAAAUAGUGAAGCCUAUCAGGAACACUACAUCAGGCCCAGCGACGGCCAUCCGGUGAGCUCAGAAGCUGAACGACGGCGAAUCAUACAGCAUCUCGAGGCAGCUAUCGAGAGAAGAGCAUCUGAGGGACUAGAACUGGAGUUGCAUGCUGAGGACAGGAUCGGUCUUCUCUCUGAUAUCACUCGCAUAAUUCGAGAAUGUGGCUUGUCCAUCAGAAGGGCUGAGAUCACAACAGAGGGUGGCAAAGCAAUGGACACUUUCUACGUGUCAGAGAUGUCAGGCAAUCUCAUUGAUGCCAGGGCUGUGGAUUCACUUAGAAGAAUGAUCGGGCAUGCAGCUCUCAAAGUGAAGCAGAGUCCUGCUCUAUCCCCUAAACCUCCUGAGAAGGCCAAUGCCACCACGUUUCUCGAUGGUCUCCUUAAAGCAUGGUGGUUUCAGGGAUUCAUCACUUCCUACUUCCUAAACUUCAGAUAGAGCUGUAGUCCUGUAAAUUCUUGUAGUCUCUGUGAAGAGAAGGAACUGUCAUCCACCCUAGUGCAGAUAUACUGAUGAUGGUUCUGAGCUCUUGUAAUCAGGCACUUGUAGAUGGUUGUACAGAAUGUGUGCAUGCUAUAAUCCAUGGAAACAGCAUCGUGUAAUCUGCACACAAAAUCUAGUUGUAUACCAGAUGA